AUGUCCAUAAUUAAUUCUUCUGCACUCCCAUCACUGCUCAAAAAUCAUUACAUCCUUCUCAGACAUGGUCAAUCAAAGGCAAAUGUUGCCGGUGUGGUAGUGUCAAAACCAGAGAAUGGUUGUGCACCUGCCUCACUAACCGGAUUUUCCCCGGGUUCCUGUGAUGAUAAUGGUGGAUGGGGAUUAACUGAACUUGGAAAGGAGCAAGCUAAAAAUGCCGCUCGAAAUAUCUUGGAAUAUCUCCUCACUUCACACCGCAUUAGCGGCGAUACACCCGAACCAUCACGAGAACCUGAUCUUGUGCUAAAAAUUUACACUUCGCCAUUCUCAAGGGCUCUCGAAACCGCCUCAAUUGUGCACGACUAUUUUUCUAAUUACAUUCAAGGUUCCGAAGGUGAUUUAACGUCUGCGAACGCCCCGAGACAUAUUGUUUUGUGUCCCACCGUCACCACGGUUCAAGAUCUGAGGGAGCGGAAUUUCGGAAUUUAUGAAUUCAAAACUAGUCGUGAAUCCUAUAACAAAGUUUGGGAACUGGAUAAUGCUAUUGAAUGUAGAGACGAAGAUGAUGGGUACGAUGAUAUUUUAAAAAGGUACAUUGAAGUCGAGGUUGAAAAUUGUCAACAAGUUCAGGCACGCAUGUGCGGUGUGGUUAGAAAAAUCGAAUUGAAUUUCGAUUUCAAGGAGACCGAAAAUAUUGGGCAAGAGGAUCCAGAGCGAAUAACGGAUGGCCGGAGGGAAACAGGAUCCAAAAAUGAACCGACAGAAAGUGUAGCAAUAUUGGUGGGCCACGGGGAUCCAUUGAAAAUUCUGCAAGCUUCUUUUGAGGGCAUGAAACCGACCGCCCAUAGAAAGUUGAGUUAUUUGGGAAAUGCCGAAUGGAGAUUUUUCUAA
Messenger RNA from Acaulospora colombiana, 891 nucleotides. The record is from the annotation of a GenBank genome assembly. NCBI's taxonomy places the organism in Eukaryota, Fungi, Glomeromycota, Glomeromycetes, Diversisporales, Acaulosporaceae.